GUGAUAGGGAUUGCUCAACAGUGGCAGAACGAGGACGGACAGUUUCAGAUCACGAUGGAACAGAUGCGAGCCCUUCUCGACCAGGCCAGAGGUAUCAUGGCGACUGCAGCGUCGAGUGCCAGCCAGGGCGAGAGCCCAGAGGCCACGGCGGACGUGAGCAUAGCCAAGGACGGCCAGGGAGAGAAGGGGGAUCCGCGGCAGCAAGGGGGACGAGAUCCGUGGGAUCAGUCUCGCCGUUCGGAUGGCUGGUGGAACGAUUUCAGCAGCUGGAAGAACUACGCAGGCGGUUGGACGGACAGAUCCCACGGGUGGAAGUACAUUGGCUGGGAGAACUGGAAUUGGCAUGAGAACACGUGGAGUGAGCCGUCGAAUGCACAGAAGUGGAAGAGCGACGAGAAGCCCAGAGGAAAGGACUUCACGGACCUGGACGCUUGGUCCCGGUGGCCAGAGUACAAGCUGUGGCGGAGGAAGAUAAUGCGUUGGAGGCAGACUACAGAUGUGGUUAGGCAUAAGCACGCAGACCGCAUCAUGAAGCUGCUGCCGCUGGACCUUCAACGCAAGCUGGAAGACAUCACAGAUGAGGAUCUGAUCUCCGACGGCGGCGCGGACAAGGUCAUCGCCAGGUUAGACUUGCUGUGGGAGAAAGAGUCGGAGAUGAAAACGCAAGGCGCGAACAUCUCAGCCACCAACGGUCCAAGGCUUACCACGUUGAGCAACCAGAGGUUGCCGGGCAAAGUUUCCCUGUACAUGGGCCCAACCAACUCCGCCGACGACCGGGGCGCGGACUCGCUGCUCGACUGGGAUGACGCUUCAUCGCUGGACGCGGAGGGUGAAGCGGAAACAUAUGUCGCUCUAGACCAGAUGGACCUCUACGAUGACGAGCUCAAGUACGUCUUCAGCACGAUGCAAGAAGACAGGCGCAAGACAUGGGAGCAAAAUCGAGCCCUGAAAAGAAAGCUCAAGGUGGAUCGCAAGUUCCUUGACCGCUCCAGAGAGAUCGAGAUCAAGGUAG
Prorocentrum cordatum is the source of this 1012-nucleotide messenger RNA. Lineage: Eukaryota; Dinophyceae; Prorocentrales; Prorocentraceae. The record is from the annotation of a GenBank genome assembly.